Cajanus cajan (pigeon pea) is the source of this 799-nucleotide messenger RNA. RefSeq lists its product as uncharacterized. The record is from RefSeq and is a predicted model, not a curated record. Lineage: Eukaryota; Viridiplantae; Streptophyta; Magnoliopsida; Fabales; Fabaceae. Gene Ontology annotation, molecular function: acid phosphatase activity.
AAGAAGAUUUAAGGACCAUGAAUGCAUGAUCCAUGGAAUUGGCGAGAGAUGGAGGACGUUGAGCGAGUGAAGGCGGAGGCAGUGCAGAUAAUGGGAGUGUUUCAAGUGCUCCCAAGGCUCGUGGUUUUCGAUCUCGAUCACACUCUCUGGCCUUUCUACUGUGAGUGGCGGUCGAAGCAGGACACGCCUUCUUUGUUUCCCCAAACGAGAGGGAUAUUGCAUGCACUCAAACACAAGAGGCUUGAUAUUGCCAUUGCUUCCAAGUCCCCCACUCCUGACAUCGCAACCACCUACCUCGACAAACUCGCCAUCAGGUCCAUGUUUGUCGCCGAGGAAAUAUUUUACAGCUGGACACACAAAACUGAUCAUUUUCAGAGAAUUCAAUCAAAGACUGGGGUCCCCUAUAAGUCUAUGCUCUUCUUUGAUGAUGAUGAUAACAAUAUCCAAGAGAUCUCAAAAAUUGGAGUGACAAGCAUUUUGGUUGGAAAUGGGGUAAAUCUUAGAGCAUUCAGAGACGGCCUCACAAAAUUUUCUCAAAACACGAAAGCAUCAAAGAACAAGCAGACAAAGCCCAAGUAGUACUCAGAAGGCAGAUACUCUCAACGAGGAUGCUGAAAUUGAAUAUCUUAAUGAAAUUUAUCAAUGUGCAUUUAUUCAGAAUCACAUCCAUUGACGAUUUCUAAUAUGUUGCCCCUAUUACUCCCAAUUCCCAAGAGGAAAAUGAAAGUGUACCUGGAGCAUUUUCAAUAUGUAAGUUAAAUGUAUAUUUAGUCGAAUACAAAUCUCAAAUGCUGACAAA